AGUAGUCGCAAAAACAGAUGAGUCGAGAGGAGACGCAUCAUUUUUCCACAAUUUUUCUUAGUUUUCUGUGAGAAAUGAGCUUACAUCAGAAGCGAAAAUUAGUGUCCAGCAUCGAGGGAUGUCGCCCAUCUCUCCACAAUGGUCAGUUGCUGGUAUCCACUGGGAAUUCUUCAAUUGAUCACAUAAUUGGCGGUGGCAUGCCACUGGGAACGAUUCUCCUGAUAGAGGAGGACAAGUACAAUAGCUAUGCAAAGGUGCUCUGUCGAUAUUUUCUCGCUGAGGGUGUCUAUAGGAAGCAUUCAGUGUUUCUGGCCACCAAGGAGGACAAUGCUGAUGAUUUUGUCCGGAAGCUUCCUCAAGCCAUUGAGGAGGUGCCUGAGAAACGGACAGAGUUGAGAAAUGUUGAGGAAGAGAUGAGAAUAGCAUGGAGAUACAAUGAUUUGCCAAAAGUGAGCCUGGAGCAGGGUUCAAAGAGAGAUUAUCAUUUUGAUUUGUCCAGGAAUGUACCUCAGGGUGACAUUGACACCUGUGACAUUACAAGUAUUGGGAGUAAUGAGAAUUUUGGGCAAUUGCAAAAAGCUCUAAAAGAGAAAUUAUCCGAUAAAUGCUUUAAAUUGUCUGAGGAGUCAGAAAAGAAACUCCUCAGGAUCUGUCUGAAUUCCCUGGGUUCACCACUCUGGUGGACCAAGGAAGAUUUUGAAGGGAAAUUGGUGAGAUUUUUAGUGAUCCUGAGGAGCUUGAUGCGGAAUUCCACAGCUGUUUGCAUGAUUUCAAUCCCAACUCAUCUCUUCCAUUGCCUGGAGCCUAAACUCCUGGCCAGGCUGAGGAAUCUCGUGGACUAUGCCAUAGAAAUUGAGUCAUUCAGUGGUGCUGAGGCUGAAACCAAUGCCAUGUACCGGGAAUACCAUGGUCUUGUGCAUAUUCACAGAAUUACAGCUGUGAACACUUUGGCACCUUUCCGGCCAGAAACCUUCGAUCUGGCGUUCAAGCAGCGCCGGAAGAAGUUCGUGGUGGAGAAACUCCAUCUGCCUCCAGACAUUGCUGAGCUCAGUGACACUCUUGUGCCUCGUCCGGGACUCUCCUGCAGCUCGGCUGUUGCUCCAGGGACUCGAUCACUGGACUUCUGACUCCGACGCAUGGCGGGAACGAUCUGACGCUGUGGAUGAGGCAGAUGUGGUGGAAUUUGGUGAGCGUCAAAAAGUUUCCGCUUGGCUGGCAUUUCCUUCCUUCCAUAGAGCACACAAAAGCUUUCAAAGUAAACCCUUUUAAGCUUAUGGUAUUUGGGAUUCUUUUGCAGGAAAUUACGUAAAUAAAAAACAAUUCCCCUCGCAACGAAAUUACUGAUAAUCCUGAUAAGCAUGUCAAUUAUUUUUCAAUGGUUUUAUUUAUUUGUUUUUAUUUUUAAUAAGAUUUAGCACCCCUGGCGGAAAUUUACUGCACUUUCAAUGUCCUAAAAAGUUGCUGUGUGAUAGAUUUAGAUUUUAUCCUAAAAGAAACAACUAGGCCUUAGCAAAAAAAAAACCUUUCCGUUUGAUUAAUUUCUUGUUUUAUUUUUUAAUAUGAACCCAUUUGUUGACAAAUGGAAAAUUCCUAAAUACUUAAGAAUAUCACAACUUUAGGUGCCUUCCGCUAGGGGUGCUAAAAUCAGACAAAAUCCAUUAUCAAGUUUUUAGUGUAAAUGUCUCCAAAUCCUGACUUUCAAUUUUAAUGAAAUUUUUGUUGAUGCCUAAUAUAAAAAGUUAAAUUUUAAGCAUAUUUUCUAAAUCAUUUUAAAUAUAUAAUCGUUUACACAGAAAAAAAAA
Molecule: messenger RNA, 1802 nt
Organism: Phlebotomus papatasi
Lineage: Eukaryota; Metazoa; Arthropoda; Insecta; Diptera; Psychodidae
Gene: Elp4
Product: elongator complex protein 4
Exons: 3
Coding region: 75-1127 (350 amino acids)
Biological process (GO): tRNA wobble uridine modification
Cellular component (GO): cytoplasm; elongator holoenzyme complex; transcription elongation factor complex
Source: RefSeq, a predicted model, not a curated record